Exaiptasia diaphana is the source of this 2428-nucleotide messenger RNA. RefSeq names its product coadhesin. The transcript has 9 exons. NCBI's taxonomy places the organism in Eukaryota, Metazoa, Cnidaria, Anthozoa, Actiniaria, Aiptasiidae. The record is from RefSeq and is a predicted model, not a curated record. Bases 195 to 1391 code for a protein of 398 amino acids.
CAAAGUACAAUCUUAAGGAUGACAACCAUUGCAAAUGAAAAUCCUCGUCGAAACAGGCAAUAAAUUGUCACGCUUCCACACUUCGUUUUGAUUGGUCAUCAAUCCAAUCCCGCAUGUGACUUAACGGAAGUUAUUGCAAUCUGUCAUGGUGUGACCUGGACUUUGGCAACGGAUUUGCUUCCUGUUUUGCUGAAAUGGAGGUAGCCAAAACUGACUAUACAUCAAAUAUGAAGACCUGCUUUAGAGCCCUAUUGUUUUUGCUGAUUAUAAUUUACAUUGAUGCRAAGCCCAAGUCUCGUAAAGGACUUUGUUUUGCACGUCACUCGGCAAAGAGCGGCUGCAGAACGAUUAAGAUUAUUAAAGGAGGGAAGAAGUCUACCCUCGACGAAUGCUGUAGAAAUGGAGGACUAGGAUGGAGUUUGAAAUCAAAGGAGAGAAAAACCUGCACUACUUGUAAAUCURUUGUUUCAGAUAAAGAGCCCAAGAAUCCUAAAGGGGUUUGUUUUGACCGAUAUUCCCCGAAGAGUGGAUGUAGAAAGUUCACAUUAGUAAACGGCGCAAAAAGGAGCACAAUCGAGGAGUGCUGUAGAAGCGGAGGCGAAGGAUGGAGUAUAAAAAAGAAAGACCGCAAAAACUGCACUUCCUGUCAAACUGUCGAUACGAGUUUCUGGGGAGAGUGGACUACRUGGACAARAUGCAGCGCAACUUGUGGCCAGGCUUCUAUGGCGCGACACAGAAAGUGCAUUUCAAAUGGUAAACCAAGCUGUCGAGGACGCAAUGUGCACACUAAACAGUGCAWGAACUUGCCUCACUGUCCAAGUGGAUGGACCGACUGGUCACCAUGGGGACCGUGCUCUAAGACGUGUAAGAAAGGGACGAAAAUACGACGACGAGCAUGYGCAGAUCCWAAACCCCAGUAUGGAGGGAAGGAAUGURWAGGUGGACUUGAGGAUUGGGCUGACUGCGAACUGAAACCCAAUUGUCCAAUUGAUGGGGGCUGGGGAAAGUGGGGCCCAUGGGGCUCGUGCAGCAAGACCUGUGACCUGGGCACUAAAAURCGUACGCGAAAAUGUACCAACCCACCUCCCAGAUAUGAUGGUAAACCAUGCAUAGCUAAACAAGCCAAUGGUUUGGACUAUUGUUUAGAGGAGCGAUGCAAUCCAGGAAAAACUCCAUGCGAUGAUAGAAAAGAAGAAUGUGCAUCAGGUUCAGGMUCAAAAUGGGAUCAAAAUUCAGGAUCAGGAAGUGGARAUGGGUUUUCAGGUUCUGGCUUUAGCUCUGGSUUUGGUUCGGGUUCAGGGGAAGGUAUAGAUGGUGGCUCCGGAGGAGGGUUUCACAGACRAUCCCACAAAAGGAAACCAAAAAUCCCUGACGAUGAAGACUUACGAUAGCCGACUACAAUGUGCAUCACAUAUGUGUAGUCAUGGUACAUUCAAUUUCUAAAAGACAUUCACAGCAUAAGGCUGUCCUAGUUUGACUAAACUUCAGUACAUACAGCCUUUUGCAAAAAAUAUGAGAAUUGUUGAAAUAUAUAAAUAUCAUAAUAUCAAUUGCAUGAUGGUUAAUCCCGCGCGAAGCCCUUAGUCCCUUGUCUUUGUAGUUUAGUUUUUUUUUGGCGACAGACUUAUCCGUAGUUCUGAACAUUUUCUCGAUGUCAACAAUGAAUUAUUCUAGCAAACCCUCGUGUUCCAGACAAUAUAUGGAUAUGGAUAUUAUGAUAUUUAGAUAUUUAGACAAUUCUCAUAAUUUUUGCAAAAGGCUGUAUUYAUCAAAAUAUAAUUGCUUUGAAAAGCAAAGAAACAAGACCAGCAAAUCCACAAAAAUUUAGUCACAAUAUAGUGGGAAAUAAUAUGAGCUAGAGUUCAUUUAUUAUAUCUAUGAAACACUGCAGGAAUUUGCUCAAAAUUCACUGAAAGGUUAAUUCAAAACACAAGAAACAAGAAGGCAAAUGUGAAAUUGUUAUUUCAAUUGCAAAAAAGGAAAAAAUAGUUAUAUUAAGAGAAAAGGCACAAGAAGUUAUUUAUAUGUCAAACAUUUUCAAACUAUGAGUUCAUCAUACAAAUAAUUUCUUUUGCUUUUCUCUUAAUAUAAAAGAGAAAUUGUGCCACACUAUUACUGUUUCAUGGGUUAUUGUCCUUGACAAUGAAAAGCUACAACAUUUUCAAGUUGUUCACUACAUAUAUUUUUUUUAUUGUUUUACACAUAUCAUUACAUUGUUUAAAACAUCAUUCCUGGACGAUAACUGAAUUUCCUUACAUGUACAAAUAUAUCUUGUUGGAAUAUUCUGACACAGCUUUAAACUCUAUGACAAGUACAUGUAGUAUUUGAAAGUCUUAAGUACUUUAAAAGUUGCUUUUCUCUUAAAAGAAACCUAAAUACAAUAUUUUGCUACAAUAUUUUUGGGUUUAACAAAGUCAAUCCAAACAAG